CUCUCUCUAAAGGUCAGGAACAAAACAGCGGGGCGGGCGCGACCCAUGUUCCUUCGAGACCAGAUCCUCCCCCAUGGCUCCAGAGAGAGAAAACCCACGCCCCAUCUGAGCCAUGCCACCUCUCUCAGGCCUCAGAGCUCCAACACUCUCUCGUUCUCCCUCCCUAGAUUUUUUCUCUCUACAAUUGCUCAGAUCUGAUGGUGGGUGUCCUCAGAAGGGGAGGAGAGAUCGAGAGGUAGGGCUUGGUGCGUCUGCACAAUGCAGGUCCAUAUCUCUCCUAGCAUGAGAAGCAUCACGAUUUCGACGACGAGCAAUGGCUUAUUGGACUUUAUGAAGAUCAAGGUAGCAGCUCGACACAUCUCUUACAGGACCCUCUUCCACACCAUGCUCAUCCUUGCCUUCCUCCUCCCCUUCAUCUUCAUCUUGACUGCGGUUAUGACCCUCGAAGGCGUCAACAAAUGCUCAUCUCUCGAUUGUUUGGGUAGGCGUUUGGGACCGAGGUUUCUUGGAAGGGGAGAUGAUUCAGAGAGACUGGUUAGGGAUCUAUACAAGCUUCUAAAUCAGGUGAAUGCUGAAGAAGUCCCUGAUGGAUUGAAGGUGCCUGCAUCUUUUGGGGACUUUGUGGCAGAAAUGAAGGCUAAUCAAUAUGAUGCCAAGACAUUUGCUGUCAAGUUAAAGGCCAUGGUGGAGCAUCUGGAGAAGGAAACGAGGGCAGCCAAGCUCCAAGAGUUUCUUUACAAGCACUUUGCAGCCAGUGGGAUACCAAAAGGAAUAUACUGUCUCUCUCUUCGACUCACUGAUGAGUACUCAUCAAAUGCCAAUGCACGGAGGCAGCUACCACCUCCUGAGAUGCUACCAACCCUAACCGACAAUUCCUUCCACCACUUUAUCCUAGCUACCGAUAACAUCCUUGCUGCCUCUGUGGUGGUCUCAUCGACUGUUAUGGCAGCCUUGGAGCCUGGAAAGAUAGUCUUCCAUUUGAUCACUGAUAAGAAGACCUAUGCAGGCAUGCACUCUUGGUUUGCUUUGAAUCCACCCAAUCCAGCCAUUGUUGAGGUGAAGGGGGUGCACCAGUUUGAUUGGCUGACUAGAGAGAAUGUGCCUGUUCUUGAGGCUGUUGAGAGCCAUGUCAAUAUUCGGAGGUAUUACCAUGGAGACCACAUCAAGGGGACUGAUCUGAACGAUGCUCCUAGGCUAGUUGCUUCAAAGUUGCAGGCUAGGAGCCCCAAGUACAUAUCCAUACUCAAUCAUCUCCGCAUAUACCUUCCUGAGCUCUUUCCUAAGCUCGAUAAGGUCGUGUUCUUAGACGAUGAUGUGGUGAUCCAAAGAGACCUAUCUCCCUUAUGGGACAUUGACCUCAAUGGGAAGGUGAAUGGUGCUGUGGAGACUUGCAGGGGCGAUGAUCAGUGGGUGAUGUCCAAACGCUUUAGGAAUUACUUCAAUUUCUCUCAUCCCCUUGUAGCCAAGCACUUGGACCCAGAAGAGUGUGCUUGGGCUUAUGGGAUGAACAUAUUUGACCUAAAUGCGUGGAGGAAGACGAACAUCCGAGACACUUAUGAUAACUGGUUAAAAGAGAAUUUGAGCUCGAACCUGACUCUAUGGAGGUUAGGAACACUGCCUCCGGCUCUGAUAGCUUUUAGUGGUCAUGUGCACCCAAUUGACUCAUCAUGGCACAUGCUUGGCCUUGGAUACCAGCCUGAAACCAACCUUGAAAACAUAAAAAGGGCAGCAGUGAUACACUAUAAUGGUCAAGGGAAGCCAUGGCUGGAAAUCGGGUUCAAAGAGCUCCGACCCUUUUGGACAAAGCACGUGAAUUAUUCGAAUGACUUCAUAAGGAACUGCCAUAUUAUGGAGCCAUAGUUUUUACAUUUACCCGUAGGGAAAACCCCCAUUUUUUCCUUUUUUCUUUUAUGCUCAGAAUUUUUUUCUCCGGAAAAAAUUGGUGUUGGGAUCAUUAUCCUCUUACAACGAAGUAGAAAGAAGGCGGGAUUCUAUUCAUUUGUAACAUAGCAAUCCAGGUCUCUCUUUAAAAGGGUAACUUUUCCCAUUGCAAUUUGCAUGACCCGGAAAAAGAAAGAGAACGGCCCGAGUUGUAACAGUAAAUGCUACCCUUGAUCCGAGUUUGGAUGCGAUGGAACACGAAGAGGCAUGGCGGAAGGUUUGGUGGCCAGAAUAUCUCUCCCUCUCUCUGGCCCACCCCAUUUUUGAAUAUUUUUGCUAUUUUUUCUUUUUUCCUGUAUUCAUGUGGUCAUUCUUAGGAGUAUUGGAGGUUGCUGUGUUGGCCGAUCCCAUGGAAUUGUGGGAAUUUUUAAGGUUCAUUUGUGAACAUUUUAUGAAAUGAUAUUGAAAAUGUGCAGAUUAAUUCUUU
This is a messenger RNA of Amborella trichopoda, 2368 nucleotides long. Its product is annotated as putative galacturonosyltransferase 13. The record is from RefSeq and is a predicted model, not a curated record. Lineage: Eukaryota; Viridiplantae; Streptophyta; Magnoliopsida; Amborellales; Amborellaceae. Gene Ontology annotation, molecular function: polygalacturonate 4-alpha-galacturonosyltransferase activity.